Messenger RNA from Arachis stenosperma, 1027 nucleotides. Its product is annotated as remorin 1.4-like. The record is from RefSeq and is a predicted model, not a curated record. NCBI's taxonomy places the organism in Eukaryota, Viridiplantae, Streptophyta, Magnoliopsida, Fabales, Fabaceae. The transcript is spliced from 5 exons. The coding region runs from base 293 to 856 and encodes 187 amino acids.
UAAUAGUAUUAAUUAAGGAAAGAAGGCCGUGAAUAUCCGCAAAUCUUUGUCAGGACCCAACAUGAAACUUCGCUGCUCCCCUACGUUAAUUGUGUUCUUCAAUUUCACCUUGUUAUAAUUUGUACUUUUAAUUAAUCCCAGUUGUUAGUUGGUUCCUAUAUAGUUGUAUUCUAAGUUUCUAACACAACAAUCCUUGUAUUCAUUCAUUGCUUUGCUUUGCUUUGCUCCCAUAAUAACCUUAGCUUUUCUGUUGCCGCCAAAUUUUUGAGUUUGAGAUCAGAAGAACAACAACAUGGAAUCAUCACAGCUACACUCUGUGGAUUCUGUUCAAGUCAAGGAAUUGGAGAAACCAGAUCCUCCAACAGCAAGUGCUGUGAGCCAUCAAAGCCUGGAGGAGCCUAAAGAGCAUGCCAUCACUGCUCCACUUGUUCAAAAGGUUGAAGAUUCUGGUGGCAACAAGGGUACAGUGGAUUCAGUUGACAGAGAUGCUGAGCUUGCAAGAGUAGUUUCGGAGAAAAGAUUGGCUUUAAUUAAAGCAUGGGAAGAAAGUGAAAAGACCAAAGCAGAGAAUAGGGCAUACAAGAAGCUCUCAGCCGUUGGAUUGUGGGAGAGUAAAAAGAAAGCCUCAGUGGAGGCACAACUCAAGAUAAUUGAGGAAAACUUGGAAAGAAAGAAAGCAGAAUAUGCAGAAAAGAUGAAGAAUAAGAUAGCUGAUAUUCAUAGGUCAGCAGAAGAGAAAAGGGCAAUGGUUGAAGCUCAAAAGAGGGAAGAGUUUAUCGAGUUCGAGGAAACAGCUGCAAAGUUUCGUAGUAGUGGUCGUACACCAGCCAAAUUCUUUGCAUGUUUUAAAGCAUAAGUUUUUUUUUUUUCUAUUUAGCUAACUACAAAAAGAUCAGAACAUCAUUGGUGUGGUUAUUACUUGUUAAUAUUCAUUUGCUUUGGAGUGUUGUAUUUUCUCUUGGUGUAUAUACUAUUAUAUCAUUGAUAUGAACAAAGAAAUAAGUGAAGCAAUUGUCUUCACUGUGUA